UUUGUGCUCUCUCCGAAGCCCCCAAACUUACAGUGAAUUAACCAUUUAGCCCCUUACUCUGAUUCGCUCUAGAUUUUCUCUCUAUCCGCUUCCCCCCAUCUCUCUCUCUCUCUCUCUCUCAAAUCGGCGCAUCCCAAAUCGAUACAUACAUGUAGUAUCAUAUGCAUAUUCAGGCUUCAGAUGUUUGAAUGUAUAUGUUGUGUUGAAGCACUAGGGUUUUGAGUAUCAAUCUCACUCGAUCUGUACGAAUUGAGAUUUGGAUGCGGAUAACGUCAACUGAGCCUUUAGAGUGAGGGUUUAAAUUGCGAAGCUUAGGGUUUUUGGAUUGUUGCGGUUCAUUUCCUACCGGAGGCUGUAUCGAUCUGUUGCUGGAUGGAUUCGUCGGGUUCCUCUUCCUCAAUGGCGAUGUCGAAUAACCGAGAAGCCCCUUCCUCGUCUGCAGCCCUGGCGGCAACUGCGGAAGACGAGGUUGCACUCUCUGUCGCCUCCGGACUUGCCAAGGAGGCCGCCUUGCUUUUCCAGUCGGGGAAAUUUAAGGAUUGCAUUAGAGUUUUGAAUCAGCUCUUGCUGAACAAAGAAGGCGAUCCGAAGGUUCUUCAUAACAUAGUCAUUGCGGAGAACUCUCAAGAUGGGUGUUCAAAUCCUAAGAGACUUAUUGAAGAACUUAAUAAUUUUAAGAAGCAAAAUGAACAUGUUGUUGGUCCAUCUGGGGACCGUGCUGAGGUUACUGGCAAUGUUGGUAUUAAAACUGUGGCUGGAAUUAAAGGAACUAAUAGCUCAGCAAACCCGGAUUCUAGCCUACAUAGUUCUCAGGCUGUUUACACUGAUGAAUUUGACUCCUCAGUUGCAAUGUACAACCUAGCAGUUUCUUGGUUUCAUCUGCAUGAGUAUGCAAAAUCAUUCUCUAUUCUGGAAGCAUUGUUUCAGAAUAUUGAACCAAUAGAUGAGGAUACUGCAAAACAUAUUUGUCUUUUGUUAUUGGAUGUUGCACUACUUUCCCAGAAUGCAAGAAGAUCUAUGGAUGUGAUUGGCUAUGUGGAGAAGGUCUUUUGUAAUAAUAGUUUGAUGAAUCAAGCUGCCAGUGGGAACUCAACACAACAACCUGCUUCAACCAUUGUGGCAAAAUCUGUUUCGGUCUCCAACAAUUCAACUGUUCCUGAUGCACCUGCUUCUGAUUCUGCAGUUACAGCAAUUAACUCUGAAGGUUCUUUAGCUAGAUCCUUAUCUGAAGAGCGUCUUGAAGAUGAUACAUUGCAUUUGAUAUCAUCAAUUGAGAUGAGUGGGCAGAACCCACCAAGACAACCUGGUAUACAACCUUCAAGUGAUCUUCUAAAGAACCAAGCUGAUGAGUCCAUCUCAACAAAUGAUAUGAGAAUUAAGCUGCACCUUUGCAAGGUUCGCUUUCUUCUCCUUACUAGAAAUGUCAAGGCUGCAAAACGUGAAGUUAAGAUGGCCAUGAACAUGGCACGUGGCAAAGAUUAUUCUAUGGCACUUUAUUUGAAGUCCCAGCUGGAAUAUGCUCGUGGAAAUCAUCAAAAAGCAGUCAGAUUGUUGAUGGCUUCAAGUAAUCGGACAGAAAUGGGGAUUUCUAGCAUAUAUUAUAACAACCUUGGUUGCAUCUAUUAUCGACUUGGCAAGUAUCACUCGUCUGCUGUAUUCUUUUCAAAGGCUCUGAGUAGUAGCUCACCUCUACGAAAGGAGAAGCCUCUGAAGCUCUCAAACAUCUCUCAAGAUAAGUCUUUCUUGAUAGUAUAUAACUGUGGUAUGCAGUACUUGGCUUGUGGGAAGCCACUACAGGCAGCAUGCUGUUUUUACAAGGCUAGACAUGUAUUCUCUAACAGUCCUCUUUUAUGGCUGCGAAUUGCUGAAUGUUGUCUAAUGGCUCUUGAAAAGGGACUCCUGAAGUCUACCACAUCUGUUUCUUCUGACAAAUCUGGAUUUGAAGUCCAUGUGAUUGGAAAGGGAAAAUGGAGGCAACUUGUUAUAGAUGAUGGGCUAUCAAGAAUUGGACAGGGUAAUUCCAUAGGUGGGGAAGAUUUCGCACUUGGUGAUGGACAACCUAAUCUCUCUAUGAUUGUUGCUCGGCAGUGCCUUUUAAAUGCUUUGGUUUUGUUGAGCCGUUCUGAGUCGAAAGAUGGUGUGACUAGAUUGCCCAAUGCUGUUGUGACAGAGGAAAAUGAAUCAAGAGAAGCUGUAUUAUCUAAGACUACAAAUUACAAAAACGCAUCAGGCAGUGAUACUAAGGCAUCUAAUGCAGCAAUGUCAGGUCAGAUUAAUGCAAAUGGGGAACUGAAAGAGCAGAAGGGUGGAAAUAAUCAGAAUGCCUCCCUCCUGAGCUCCAUUUCAGAUUAUGAAGAUAUUUGUAGAAAAGAAAAUCAGAUGCUCGAGCAAGCUCUUUUGGCAGAUCUGGCUUAUGUACAUCUUGAACUGGGGGAUCCAUUGAGGGCUCUAUCAACAGCAAGAUCUCUACUGAAACUCAUUGAAUGUUCCAAGAUAUAUACCUUCUUGGGUAAUGUCUAUGCAGCUGAGGCUCUAUGCUUGCUUAGCCGGCCAAAGGAGGCUGCAGAACAUUUGUCAAUGUAUCUUUCUGGGGGCAAGGGUGUUGAUCAGCCAUUUAGUCAGGAGGAUGUGGAAGCAUGGAGAGUGGAGAAGAUAGUGGAUUCAGAGGAGUCAAAUGGUGGCUCAACAACUAUGAACGAAUCUCAAGGUUUUGUGUUCCUUAAACCAGAAGAGGCUCGAGGUAUUCUGUUUGCCAACUUGGCUGCCAUGUCUGCAGUUCAGGGGGAUUUUGAGCAGGCGCAAGCGUAUGCAGCAGCUGCAGUGUCAAUCAUACCUAGGAGUACCAAAGCUAUGCUCACUGCAAUUUAUGUUGACCUUUUGCAAGGGAAGACAAAAGAAGCUGUUGGCAAGUUAAGACAAUGUAGUUCUGUUAGAUUCAUUCCCAACAGCCUACCCACAAAUGGUUCUUUAUGAUGAUGAUUGUAUUGGUAGUUUUCACUGGUUGUGUCAAGCCCACCCUUCUUCACAUCAGGUUAGAAGGUAGUCUGACAAUCCUCCCUAUAUAGGUGAUUUGUACCAUAUAUAGUUCAUCCCGGGAAUAAGUUUUCAUUUGUAACUUUUCAAUUUUACAUAUUCAGUUGUAGGUUUAUUUUGGUUGGGGGUGAGGGGGGGAGUGGGUGCAGAGAUUAUUUUGGCUGUUGCAGAUGCCACCACCUAUAAGAGAUUUGAGAUCUGUAGUUUUUGUUUUAGAGAGCUGUGUUUUCUAGAGUCUAAUUUUAGUUUCCCGUUCCAACUUCCAAAGGUAUAGAGUUGUGCUCUCAAGAAGAUGAAUUAAAGAAAUUUUAAUCCUUUACAUUCUCAGUAAAAUCAUGAUUGAUUUA
This is a messenger RNA of Ipomoea triloba (trilobed morning glory), 3380 nucleotides long. Its product is annotated as CCR4-NOT transcription complex subunit 10-like. The record is from RefSeq and is a predicted model, not a curated record. Gene Ontology annotation, biological process: mRNA catabolic process; negative regulation of translation. The transcript is spliced from 6 exons. The coding region runs from base 373 to 2973 and encodes 866 amino acids. Gene Ontology annotation, cellular component: CCR4-NOT complex. NCBI's taxonomy places the organism in Eukaryota, Viridiplantae, Streptophyta, Magnoliopsida, Solanales, Convolvulaceae. Gene Ontology annotation, molecular function: protein binding.